CUUCAAAAAGAGGAGGAAGCCCAGUGCGCAUGCGUAGGUUUUCAGGCGGGAUGACUGAAAACACAAACAAGAUGGAGUUGAUACCUGCGCUGCAGUUUCUCAAGUUAGACAAGCUUCCCCCAGCCUGGGUGGAUGCGGUGUGGGACUUUGAGUUCACAGAGAUGGAGUCUCUGGACGCCACCACAGAAGAAGAACUCGCUGCCACCGGAGAGGCGGCUUUCCAGAAGCUGUACCGGUGUCUGCUGCCGUACGCUGCCGAGGACCAGCCGGCUGCAGGCGGAGACCAGGUGUCCCAGAGUGUCUGGGCGCUGCUGGGAGAGAAUGGCGUGUCUGCCAAGCCUCUGGUGGCUGCGCUGGCCUUCUUCAUCCUGUCUGGAAAAUCCAAAACGUCCAGCGCGCAGCAGAGAGUCAGCGGGCUGCACGCCUCCUCCAUCUACCUGCUGCUGCUGGGGAUCCCAGGUAGCAUUGCCAACAAGGUGUUCCACCAGGUUUUGUUGGACACGUGUCUGGGCCUGGCGGCGCUCUGCUGGCCCCAGGACUCUGCCAGGAAACGCAAACGGGACGGGCCGAAAGGCUCGCAGGCCGAGGGCAAGAGAUCCAAACCCCACAGGAGGGGCCGAGACGAGAUGGAGGUGGAUGAGGCAGAGGCGGAGGAGCUUCAUUUCUCUGGCCAGGAGCUGAGGAAGAUCAGAGACGCUGUGGUGCUGCAGGUGCAGAGCCUCCUCAGGUUCCUGCAGAAGUUUCUGCUCAGAGACAAACCGCAGAGCGCCAGCAACUGCUGCCAGAUGUUCAUCAAGCUGAUUUACUUUGAGCCGGUGACCGGAGAGCUGCGCUUUGAUGCUCAGCAAGAAAUCAACGGGCUGAAGAGCAUUCCUGAACUGGCUUUCUACGGCCUGCGGCUGCUCUGCUCCCCGAGCCACGGAGACCAGAAAGAGUCCCUGCGGAGGGUUUUCCACCGGCUGCUCUACGUGAUCCUGAUGAUGGAUAAAGGCGUCAGGGAGAAGCCGACGCUCCUCCCUCCCAGCCAGGCCGUCCUGACCGCCCGCGACCAGGCCGUCCACUUUGUCUGUCACGUUGUGGAGGAGCUGAAGGAGCUUGCCCUGCCGUUCCUGCAGAUCCUCCUGCAGCACAUCUGUUUCGAGAUGGUGGAGAAGACUGAUUAUCGGACGCAUGGAGCCCAGGCGGUCGGCAUGCUGACGUCUCAGAUGGCGGCUGCAGACUACGCUAACUUCAUCAAGUGGCUGUUCGGCUGCUCCAGACACACGAAGAUGGUGUGCCGGCUGUUCUCCGUGGACGUGGUGAUGGUCCUGCUGGAGCAGCCGGAGCGCUCCGAGGACGGUUUGGCUCCGGAGCUCGCCUCCUUCCUGCCGCACCGCUUCCUGAUUCAGACCCUGCUGUUCGGCCGCAGGUCGGACGCCUCGCCCACCGUGCGAGGCCACGCCCUCACCUGCCUGGCUCAGUGCCUGGAGCUGCCGUCCCUGAACGCCACACGGGCCGUCCACAACCUGUUCUCCACCACCGGAGCCCAGACUGUUCUGGAGGGAGAGACCACAGAAGGAUCGUCCGGCGCGCAGCAAACCCAGAAAACCUACCGGACCCUUCCGUUCAGGACCGUGGAGAUCAGCAGCAGCGACACCUUGGCCUCCGACGCAAAAGAGAACCUGGCUCAGGUCAUGAGGCGAGUGGCCGACUCAAAGACCAACGUGAGGAAGUCGGCGCUGCAGGCUCUGGUGGGGCUGCUGAGGCACGGCGUGAUCCCGCUAAGCGAGGAGAACCUGAGCGUGCUGUCGGAGCGCAGCAGAGACCCGGCGCUGUCCGUGAAGAAGAAAGCCCUGCAGUGUAUGGGGGAGCUGCUGAGCGCCAAACCAGGCAGCGUGGCGGUGCAGAAGGCGUGGCUGCAGUGCGUGGUGCCGGCCGUGGUGGACUCGGAGAGCUCGGUGCAGGAGAAAGCUCUGGAGGCUCUGGACGAGGUUCUGCUCAGCCAGGUGAAGCAGUACUCGCCUCAGCGGCACCUGGACGCCGGACAGAGGCUGGCCUGGGACCUGCUGACCCUGCUCUGCCACAAGUGCCCGAACCUCAGUCGGUAUUUCAGCCGAGCCUUCACCGUCUGGGCCAAACAGAACAAGUUCACGGCGGCCUUCAUCUCCCGCCUGAUCUCUCACACGGAGGCCGAGCACGCCGCCGGAGCCUGGCUGCUGCUCUCCAAGGUCGCCGGCUCCUCGUCCACACUGCCCGACAACUGCAGCAUAAUCCUGGAGGCCUGGGAGCGCAUGGUCGGUUCGGUGGAUGCGGACGUGACGACCUGCUGCCACAUUCUGUGUGUGAUGGGAGAAAUCGCCAAGCAUCUGAACGACUACACCAAGUCCAAGAUAGUGGAUGAUCUGAUGUCUUUGUUGAAGACAUUUAAUUUGUCUCUGGAGCUGAUAAGUGCUGCCAUCGAGACUCUGUUCCAGUUCGGCCGCAGCGACGACGUCAAACAGACUCAGGCCUUCAUGAACCAGCACUGUGGAGAGCUGGUGUCGGUGUGUGAGGCGUAUCUGUCCGGCAUCAUCCUGAGCGAGAACGGAGCGCAGAACCUCAACGAGGAGCUCAUGGUGAAGCACCUGCACACGCUGGGCGUGGCGUCGCUGCACUGCCCCGCCCGGGUGGGCAAGAGGACGGUGCUGCUGGUGGAGUCGGUCCUGACGGCUCGAGGAAACACGCUGACAGCGAACAGCGAGGAGCUGCCGGCCCCUCUGUCUCAGUUCAGGGCGAACUCUCUGCCGACCAAAGUCAGAGCGCACGGCGUCAUCACUCUGGGUAAGCUGUGUCUGCAGCAUGAGGAUCUGACUCAGCGGUACCUGCCGGUGUUCGCCCGUGAGCUGGAGGAGGGCGUGGAAGUCGCCGUGCGGAACAACGUGGUGGUGAUCAUGUGCGACCUGUGUGUCCGCUACACCAACAUGGUGGACCACUACAUCCCCAACGUCUCCGCCUGUCUCCAUGACAACAACCCCAUCAUCAGGAAGCAGACGCUCAUCAUGCUCACCAACCUGCUGCAGGAGGAGUUUGUGAAAUGGAAAGGUUCGCUGUUCUUCCGCUUCGUAGCCGUGCUGGCCGACCCGGUGCCUGACAUCGCCAGCCUGUGUGAGUACUGCCUGGUCGACCUGCUGCUGAAGAAGAACCCCACCAUGUUCAGCCAGCACUUCAUCGAGUGCAUUUUCCACUUCAACUCGUACACCAAGCACAAAACCUACAACAAGUUCCCUCAGACCGACAGUGAAAAAGUGCGGUUUUCCCUGAAAGGAGCUCAGCACCGCGAGAAGCGAUUUAGGGUCUACCGCUUCCUCCUGGAGCAUUUCAACGACGCCCAGCGCUUCAACAUCACCAGCAAGAUCAACCAGUCCAUACUGGCGUGCUUUGCCGACGAGGAGCUUCCCCUGGACUCGGACGGCGCCGACAUUCUGGCCGAGACCUUCAGCAUCCUCAGUCUGAAGGAGAUGAAACUGCAGGCCAUAUCUGCUCCAGCAGGGGGCGCCGCAGCCGAGGAGCCAGAGGAGGAGAACAUGGCCACCAUGGCCAAGGCCGUGCUGCAGGCCGCACAGAAGAAGGUGGUUUCACAGGUGCAGAAGAAGGCCUUCAUCGAGUACACCAUCCCCAUCAUCAUCGCCCUGAAGAACCUGCUGCAGCAGAAACGCUCCCCCGUGCUCAGAGACCUCAUGGCCUACCUGCAGGUGACGAUGCAGGAUUACCGCAGCGAGGUGAAGGAGCUGUUCUCCGGAGACGAGCAGCUGGCGGCCGAGCUCGAGUUCAGCCUGGAGAUGUCUGACAAGCAGAGGGAGCUGGAGCAGCAGCUGAGCGGCUGCAGCCUGGCAGCCGACGGCAGGCCGGCACCCGCAGCGGGUUCGGUCCCGGCCUCGCCCGCCCUCACCGCCUUCGCCACGCCGCAGCCGCCCAGAGCCAACAUGGCCGCCCUGCUGCGCGCCAGGCUGUCUCACACCGACAGGCGUCGCUCCCUGCCGUCGUCCUCUGUCAGAUCGAGGCAGGAGGAACAAGGAUCCAAGUCGCUCUGUCUGGAGGGAUCAGUCAUCACAAAGGGAGCCGGGAAGGACCGAGCCAUCAGCACACCCAAAGGCAUCGACUUCAACAUAACAUUUGGUGAAGGCCUCAGCGCCAUCUUCAGCCACCGAGGAAGCAGUGUGUUGGAGGAGGACAGCGUGCUGAACGUGCAGAACACUGAGCAGCCAGCUGCAGGGCCGAGGCAGUGGAACGUCCAGUCUCCUCUCCGCCAGAAGAAAAGACAAACCAGAAAGAGAAAAUGAAAGCAGCUGUGUUCACACCCUCUUCUGGAAACUUUGAACAUUUAUUUUUUCUGUUAUUUUUUUUUGUCAAUAAAAAAUGUGUUCGCAUCA
Myripristis murdjan (pinecone soldierfish) is the source of this 4388-nucleotide messenger RNA. It is a transcript of the gene ncapd3, whose product is annotated as non-SMC condensin II complex, subunit D3. Gene Ontology annotation, molecular function: histone binding. The record is from RefSeq and is a predicted model, not a curated record. Lineage: Eukaryota; Metazoa; Chordata; Actinopteri; Holocentriformes; Holocentridae. The transcript has 36 exons. Gene Ontology annotation, biological process: meiotic chromosome condensation; mitotic chromosome condensation. The coding region runs from base 30 to 4298 and encodes 1422 amino acids. Gene Ontology annotation, cellular component: condensed chromosome, centromeric region; condensin complex.